AUGUUUAGGAAAGUGCUAUUUUGUGAAUUCUUCGCGGCGCCCACUGAAUCAAAUGAAAGGCCCCGCAGACGAUCCGGGUCGAGCAUAGUGGUGUUGGGUGCGGAAGACGAGAAGCGUCUGCCACCGGAUGACGAGAAAGACAUGCUCACUAUGCUCUCACUAUCUUCUGACACCGGUCCCCACCGCGAGAUGGCGGUGGAUGUUCCGGACAGUUUCAUCGGCCGCAACAAGACACCACCCCGAUACCCGCCUCCGAGGCCCCCGCAGGUACGCCUCCGGACCUCCAGGGAUGACGAACCGCUUCUAUCUUCCGGUGGCAGCUCCACAAGCUUUGGUUCCAAGCAAUCUGUCCUCCACAACACAGCUCCAAGCUCCGAUGGAUCUGGAUCCUUCAAAAACAAUAGCACUAUAGAAUUAUUGUCCCUUCCACAAAGCUCAAAUGGUUCAGGAAGUUUUGGAAGCAAAAAGAGUAAAGGAUCUUCAGAAACAGCCAAAUGUGGAGAUUUACAUUCAGAAAGAUCAGAUUCCGUAGCCUCGAAUACGACCCACAAUUUAAGUGACCACAAAAUCCAACUGCUCAUUUCGAACGGAGAGGACUCUUUAUUAGAUUGCAGGGAGGGUGUCACUUACUCAGCUCGGACGGACUCUGUCCUGAUCAGAGAGGCUGUCUACGCUUCGUACAAGCUGCCUCCAGGGUUCGACACGACGCCUGUACUCCUCGGCAGAGAAGUGGCGGUCGAUGUUCCUGAGACUUUUGUUCAAAUAGUGAAAACCACUCCAAAGUACCCCAGUACUGUGGACAGAAAGAGCGUAGCGUUUCAGGUAAUGGGCACAUUGCUACGCAUGCUUAUCAUGGGACAUUGA
Arctia plantaginis is the source of this 864-nucleotide messenger RNA. The record is from the annotation of a GenBank genome assembly. Lineage: Eukaryota; Metazoa; Arthropoda; Insecta; Lepidoptera; Erebidae.